Messenger RNA from Pan troglodytes (chimpanzee), 2805 nucleotides. It is a transcript of the gene RPS19, whose product is annotated as ribosomal protein S19. The transcript has 6 exons. Gene Ontology annotation, molecular function: structural constituent of ribosome; RNA binding. Gene Ontology annotation, cellular component: ribosome; cytosolic small ribosomal subunit. Gene Ontology annotation, biological process: translation; ribosomal small subunit assembly. The record is from RefSeq and is a predicted model, not a curated record. NCBI's taxonomy places the organism in Eukaryota, Metazoa, Chordata, Mammalia, Primates, Hominidae. The coding region runs from base 298 to 1263 and encodes 321 amino acids.
GAGACAAGCCCUGAGAAGGCAAAUGGACUGCCUAAAGCUACACAGGUCAGCGGGGCAGGUAAAUCUAAAUUGGCAAAGUAAGGGCUGAGCGAACAGACUCCGACACUAGAAGGCAGAGCUGAACUAACUUCUGCUAAGGUCCCGCCUCUGCCGCUUUGUCCCGCCCUUAUCUUCUCCCCUCCUCCAGCGCCUCAUUCCCUUUUCGCUCGCCCCGGCCGUGCUGAAGCAACUUCCGCCCUGAGAAGGGUGGGGCUUCCGUCUCCCGCUCUCGCGACUCCCGGCGGUGAAGGACGGAAGAUGAUAGCCACAUUUCUUCCUCGCCCUUCCCCUAGGUUCCCUGUCACAGUUCCGCCCUUACUACUCCCACUUCCGGCGAGGGAACAGCCACUUCCACCCGGAAAAAGGGUUGUUCCGCCGUGGGGCGCCAGCUGUGGCCCACCCAUCCUGCCCCGUACUUUCGCCAUCAUAGUCUUCUCCACCACUGUUCCUUCCAGCCACGAACAACGCAAACGAAGCCAAGUUCCCCCAGCUCCGAACAGGAGCUCUCUAUCCUCUCUAUUACACUCCGGGAGAAGGAAACGCGGGAGGAAACCCAGGCCUCCACGCCCGACCCCUUGGCCCUCCCCUUUACCUCUCCACCCCUCACUAGACACCCUCCCCUCUAGACGGGGACGAAGCCACUUUCGCCCUGAGAGAGGCGGAGCCUCAGCGUCUACCCUCGCUCUCGCGAGCUUUCGGAACUCUCGCGAGACCCUACGCCCGACUUGUGCGCCCGGGAAACCCCGUCGCUCCCUUUCCCCUGGCUGGCAGCGCGGAGGCCGCACGAUGCCUGGAGUUACUGUAAAAGACGUGAACCAGCAGGAGUUCGUCAGAGCUCUGGCAGCCUUCCUCAAAAAGUCCGGGAAGCUGAAAGUCCCCGAAUGGGUGGACACCGUCAAGCUGGCCAAGCACAAAGAGCUUGCUCCCUACGAUGAGAACUGGUUCUACACGCGAGCUGCUUCCACAGCGCGGCACCUGUACCUCCGGGGUGGCGCUGGGGUUGGCUCCAUGACCAAGAUCUAUGGGGGACGUCAGAGAAACGGCGUCAUGCCCAGCCACUUCAGCCGAGGCUCCAAGAGUGUGGCCCGCCGGAUCCUCCAAGCCCUGGAGGGGCUGAAAAUGGUGGAAAAGGACCAAGAUGGCGGCCGCAAACUGACACCUCAGGGACAAAGAGAUCUGGACAGAAUCGCCGGACAGGUGGCAGCUGCCAACAAGAAGCAUUAGAACAAACCAUGCUGGGUUAAUAAAUUGCCUCAUUCGUAAUCCUGGUCUGGGUCUCUUUUUUGAGUCUCUUGCUCUGUCGCCCAGGCUGGAGUGCAGUGGCGCCAUCUCAGCUCACUGCAAUCUCCGCCUUCUGGGUUCAAAUGAUUCUCCUGCCUCAGCCUCCCAAAGUGCUGGGAUUACAAGUGUGAGCCACUGCGCCUGGUCUGGUUUGGGUCUCUUGAUUGUUCUUCAGGGGCAUGAGGAAGAGGCGCUUCCUCCCUUCCCUUGGGUGAGGGGGCCCAGGGUGAUUGGGUGGCUGUGUACCCGGCAGCCAGUCGGGCCUUCCCAGGUCAAACAGUUCCCAUCUGGGUUUGGAGGAAGGACCCAGGGGCCCUUGUGGCUCACUCCCCCACAUCCUGUCUUUGCAAUUGUCAGAAAGUGAGAAACGAAAGGAUGGCUGUGAGCUGUGACCUCAGCUGGGCCUGGGCUGCAGAGGUGGCUUCCGCUGGAGUAAAGCAAGAGGGCCCAGGGUUCAUGCUCUUCCCUGGAAGGUAGAAAAGGACAGACCACCAGGGAGCCUCCACCGCAAACUGACCUGUGCUGCCUACACAUUAACUUUCCUGGGCCUGCACAGGCUGAAUGGUCCUUGAGCCUUCACUCUGCAUCUGAGCGGUCUUGGGCCCGCUGAGUGGCAGUGGCAGGAAGUCGGUGGAAGCAGAUCCCUGUGCAGAAGUUGAAUUCCCAGGGCGGCCACACACGGGUUGCACAACCUUUGCAGUCGUGCACGGCAAGUGGGAUGUGGCCUCCGCCCAUGAUUGGGCACCUGGUCAGGCUGGGAGAUCCAAAUAGCACCCAGUGGGCAGCUGUCCAACCCCUGGAGGGGCAAGCCAGGAAAGAAACUUAGUGCCCGCUGUGACCAGAUGUCCCUCCCAGUUGGGAAGACUAAACUGGUUUGGCCAAUAUCUCCCAGGAUUCCCCUGUCCAAAUUAUUCCUGGGAUCUGACCCAUUUCCUGGAAAGGGGCGAGCCUGGGUUUUGAAGUUCAAACUAGAGUUUAAAUCACAACUCUGCCCCUAAUCCCAUGUAACCCUGUGCACCUUAUCCUCUGAGCCUUCGUCUCCUCGUGUGUAAGCCUGCUAACUCCUGAGAGACUGGACAAGAUGCUGUGGAGAGCCUUGGCUCUGAGUAGCUCUGCUGCUGGACAGUUCAGUUGGCAGUCCCCAAAAGUAAGGCGUUAAGAGUUUAAGAAGUAUCGGCCAGGCACAGUGGCUCACACCUGUAAUCUCAACACUUUGGGAGGCCGAGACGGGCUGAUCACCUGAGGUUGGGAGCUUGAGAACAGCCUGACCAACAUGGAGAAACCCUGUCUCUAAAAAUACCAAAAUUAGUUGGGCAUGGUGGCGUGCACCUGUAAUCCCAGCUACUCAGGAGGCUGAGGCAGAAGAAUCGCUCGAACCCCGGAGGCGGAGGUUGCAGUGGGUUGAGAUCGAGCAAUUGCAAUCCAGCCUGGGCAACAGAGUGAGACUCCAUUUCAAAAAAAGAAUCAAUAAAAAUGUUAAAAGCA